UAUGUUGAUUGGAUAGAACAACAAUGGGGUGUUAGACGUCAAAGAGCGAUAACAUAUCCAGAACUUGACCAAGCCCUAAAAGAAUUUGUGCUAAUUUAUCAAAAUAACCCAAUUUUAAGUGAUGCAAUAUUUGUCAAAAAAGCCAAACUACUUGCCAAUAGCUUGGGAAUUUCUGAGAGUGCAUUAAACUUUUCUCAUGGUUGGCUUGAUAAGUUUAAAGAUUGA
This is a messenger RNA of Dentiscutata erythropus, 225 nucleotides long. The record is from the annotation of a GenBank genome assembly. Lineage: Eukaryota; Fungi; Glomeromycota; Glomeromycetes; Diversisporales; Gigasporaceae.